Nematostella vectensis (starlet sea anemone) is the source of this 1225-nucleotide messenger RNA. RefSeq names its product thiopurine S-methyltransferase. NCBI's taxonomy places the organism in Eukaryota, Metazoa, Cnidaria, Anthozoa, Actiniaria, Edwardsiidae. Gene Ontology annotation, molecular function: thiopurine S-methyltransferase activity. The coding region runs from base 226 to 999 and encodes 257 amino acids. The record is from RefSeq and is a predicted model, not a curated record. The transcript has a single exon.
AUUGAUGAUGCAUUGAGACCAUGUAUAAGCCGUUCUAGACGCUUGCGUGACAAAGAUAGAUCCAGCAUAAAUUAUCUUUCAACUUAAGUCACGCAAUGUUGUCAAUAGCAAUACUAUCACGCUGUGUAGCCGCUUUAUUCAUAUUUUCUUCUGCGACUCAAAUCCGCUCUAAACGCCAGAAACUCUACAACCUUUGGAAUACAAGCCUGACUUAACCCUUUCAAAAUGUCCGAGGGAAAUCAAAGCGAAACAACCGGGACAAGCGAUUGCAAGCACGAACUCUCCAAUGAGUAUGGUGAUGAUUGGGAAUUUAGCUUCAAAAACCCAAACGUGCUUCCUUGGGAAGUGCGAGGUCCCCAUCCUUUGCUUGUAAAGCACAAGGAUGAUAUCACCCAAGGAAGAUCAGGCCUGAAAGUCCUCGUUCCGUUAUGUGGACGGUCGGAUGACAUGCCAUGGUUUGUAGACGAAGGGCAUUCGGUCGUUGGGGUCGAAUACGAUGCUGAGGGCUGCGAGGGCUUUUUCCAAGUACAAGGCCUAGAGUUUACAUGUUCUGAGCUUGGAGAAGGAGGGAAUAAAGUGUACAAAGCGAAGGGGAAAGACAUUACUCUUUAUCAGUGUAAUUUCUUCCAUCUAUUAGAUUUAGCCCCUGAAUUGAAGUCUUCCUUUGAUGUGAUUUGGGACCGAGCCGCAAUUCGCACCACUGUGGCAGUUGAAGAUCCCAAAGAAGGGAUCCAGGCCUAUGUCAACUACAUGCUAGAAUUACUGGCUAGAGGGGGCGUAUUUGCGGUGGAAAAUACUCGUUUUGACACCAAGAGAUACACGGAAAUGGCCGCUUUAGCUGGGCUUGUAAGCGACCAGAUGAUUGCCAAGAUUUGUGGAGAUAAAUGGGAUAUUAAAAAGCUAGCUCAAGUUGAACUGAAAGUCGGGGAAGCUUUUGAGCCUGUCUAUAAAGAGAUGGAACACGAUGUCGUUCUGCAUAUAUUAACUCCCAGACAAUAAGCAAACAGCACACACCUGGGGCAAACUUUGUAAAAUUCGCAUGGGAGAUAAUAAAAGUGCCACGAACCAUGAGAUAUUUUAAUUAACGCCGUUUAAUUAAGCACAUGCGUGUUUGUAAGCCUGGAACAUAUUGAGUAAAAUUUGUAGCUGCUAGCCUCUGCAUAAAUAUCUAUAUCGUGUUAUGUAGUUAUUAAAGCAUAACAAAUAAAUUAGAACAUUAAAUUAG